AUGGGCGAUCGCGAUAGGGAUAUCGAGGAGGGCAACGAGGCGCUUGAUCCCGAGCUGCUCUACACCAAGGAGUACUGCAUCGGUGGAGGAAGCUUUGGCAAGGUCUACAAGGGAGUCGACAAGCGCACCGGUCACGCCGUAGCCAUCAAGAUUAUUGAUAUCGAGAGUGCCGAGGACGAAGUCGAAGACAUUAUCCAGGAAAUCGCCAUCCUGUCCGAACUGCAGUCCCCCUAUGUUACGAAAUACUACGGCUCGUAUGCCAAGGGGGCGGAACUAUGGAUUGUCAUGGAGUUUUGUUCUGGCGGAAGCUGCGCAGACCUCAUGAAGCCAGGUCUGAUUGGCGAAGACUACAUUGCCAUCGUUAUUCGCGAGCUGCUACUCGGUCUCGAUUACUUGCACACGGAUAAGAAGCUGCACCGCGAUGUCAAAGCUGCCAAUGUACUACUCAGCUCCAACGGGCAGGUUAAACUCGCAGAUUUUGGCGUUUCGGGGCAGCUCUCGGCUACCAUGACGAAGAAGAAUACUUUUGUCGGCACACCUUUCUGGAUGGCCCCGGAGGUCAUCAAGCAGUCAGGGUACGAUCAUAAAGCUGACGUCUGGUCGCUUGGUAUCACGGCGCUGGAGCUUGCCAACGGCGAGCCACCGUAUGCUGAUAUCCACCCCAUGAAGGUGUUAUUUCUAAUCCCCAAGAACCCCCCACCACGGCUGGAAGGAAACUUUACAAAAGCAUUCAAAGAUUUCAUCGAGGUGUGUUUGCAGAGGGACCCCAAGGACCGACCUACGGCCAAGGACCUGCUCAAGCAUCCGUUUAUACGCCGCGCAAAGAAGACGAGCUACCUGACCGAGCUUAUCGAGCGCCACAGCCGGUGGGCUGCGACGCACAAGGGCGACGAUGACGAGAGUGACCAAGGGGGUGAAGAAUACUACGAGCGCCGGCAGGUCGACGAGGACAUGUGGGAUUUCGGCACAGUGAGGCUUGUAGGAGAUCGUGGCGGCGUCGUUCCUCGUCCCGGACUUGGUGCUCUGGACGAGUCUGCCACCAACGCCAGAGCUGCGAGAUCUACGGAAAGCAUAGAUGAUUACGGAGAGCGUUCGAGAGACAGCAGUCCGACCAAGAUUCGCGACUUUGGCCGAGACCUCGCCAUCGCCUCUGAUACCCUCAAGGCCGCCAGUGCCAACACGGGGACCUCUCGACAGGCAUCGCCGCAAAGGAAACCAGUGCCGUCAGUUGCGCCUGCGCUCCAGUCGCCGGCCAAGGUGCCUCUUCCAAUGUCACCUGAGAAGUUGCAAAGAGGAGGAGGAGGGGGUCCAGAGACACCGCGACCCGUCUCUCGAUUGAUUCCUCCUGCCGUCCCGGUCAGUCAAUCUCCGGACUACGACCGAGAAUUGCAGGUUCAGUUGCAGAAGGACAUGGGCUUGAUGAGUCUAGGCCCUGUGAUUCAGCCAGCCGACUUGCAACAACUCGAUGAUGCUACACCCCCGCGACCCCCUCUCCAUGGGCCUCGACCAAACAAGUUUGCACCGAUUACUCUUCCAGAAAUCCCACCAUACCGCGGCAGCCCGCAGGCGCAACAAACGCCGGUCAGGAUACCGAGCCAAUCUCCGAAUGGGCAACAUCGUCAACCGUCUGGCCAGGCGGCGCCGCUUCCACCACCAAAGGCAUACGCGCUGCCCUCAAAGACGCAGACACCUACUCCUGAACCCGCGGCUCCUUCAUCCUUUCCCUCGCCAGCGCCGUCUAACCCCAACGGGGAGUUGGACGCCUUGAACGAUGUCAUUUUCCCUGCACUAGAGGAGGCGCUAAAGAGGAGACAAAUUAGGCUGCAACAGGCAUUCCGACCUCAACAGGGUUCGUCUAGCCUCGUGGCCAUGAACCAGGUGACCCCAAAGCAACAACGAGCGGAGGCGGCUCACGAGAAGCUGCGAAAGCUCGUAUAUAAGCUCGCUCAUGUGUGUAAAGAGAUUGACCACUAUGACAAGGCGGAGCCCGUGGGUAUGGGCAGGGACGUCGGCACCUUCCUGGAGGGGCUGUUAGAGGAAAUUCUCGUCAGGGUUGAACCCCUCGACGAGGAGGAUGUUGCGGCGUGA
Messenger RNA from Colletotrichum paranaense, 2088 nucleotides. RefSeq lists its product as uncharacterized. Gene Ontology annotation, cellular component: cytoplasm. Gene Ontology annotation, biological process: protein phosphorylation. The transcript has 4 exons. The coding region runs from base 1 to 2088 and encodes 695 amino acids. The record is from RefSeq and is a predicted model, not a curated record. Gene Ontology annotation, molecular function: protein serine/threonine kinase activity; ATP binding. NCBI's taxonomy places the organism in Eukaryota, Fungi, Ascomycota, Sordariomycetes, Glomerellales, Glomerellaceae.